This is a messenger RNA of Ochotona princeps (American pika), 1257 nucleotides long. RefSeq names its product biphenyl hydrolase like (gene BPHL). Bases 254 to 1078 code for a protein of 274 amino acids. The transcript is spliced from 7 exons. The record is from RefSeq and is a predicted model, not a curated record. Lineage: Eukaryota; Metazoa; Chordata; Mammalia; Lagomorpha; Ochotonidae.
CAGGCCUCUGUGACCAGCUGGAGGCGCUGAGGGUCCGAGUGCUGCCCACCAGGGAGCUCUGUGCCCUGCAGGAGCAAACCCUGAAUCGCUCACUACAGGCUCCAGGGAGGGCACGUGACCGCCGGGCCAUUCUGUGAAUCGCUGAAUUAACCAAGGUAUUUUAUGAAAUACUGAGGAGGCAGGGGUGGGGGGAAGUCGGGAAACCAUCAGGAUUUCUUAGCCAAUUGUUGCAAACAUGUAGUACUAAUUGUGAAUGCCACAAAAAUGCUUAAUUAAUUUGGUAAGUUCUUUCCUAGCAUUCUGUUUUUUCACCGCAGUGACGGCCGCCAAGGUGACUGUGAACGGCGUGCGGCUGCACUACCAGCGGACCGGCGACGGCGAGCACGCGGUCCUGCUGCUCCCAGGGAUGCUGGGAAGUGGUGAGAGUGACUUUGGCCCGCAGCUGAAGAACUUCAACAAGAAGCUGUUCACGCUGGUGGCCUGGGACCCCCGGGGCUACGGACACUCCAGACCCCCGGAGCGAGAUUUCCCGGUGGAUUUUUUUGAAAGGGACGCCAGAGACGCCGUGGAUCUGAUGAAGACGCUGCAGUUUAAGAAGGUGUCCCUGCUGGGCUGGAGUGACGGCGGCAUAACCGCCGUGGUGGCCGCCGCCAGGUACCCGUCCUACAUCCGCAAGAUGGUGAUCUGGGGGGCCAACGCCUACGUCACAGACGAGGACGCCAGAAUUUAUGAGGGUAUCCGGGAUGUCUCUAAGUGGAGUGAGAAAGUAAGGCAGCCGCUGGAGGCCCUGUACGGCUAUGACUACCUUGCCAAAACCUGUGACCAGUGGGUGGACGGUAUACUGCAGUUCAAACGCUUCCCAGAGGGCAGCAUCUGUCGGCAGCUGCUGCCCCGCGUGCAGUGCCCCACCCUGAUCGUGCACGGCGAGAAGGACCCACUGGUCCCGCGUUUCCACGCUGACUUCCUGCAGGAGCACAUUAAAGGGUCACGGCUGCACCUGAUGCCGGAGGGCAAACACAACCUGCACUUGCGCUUUGCCACUGAAUUCAACAAGUUAGCAGAAGACUUCCUGCGGUGACUCACCCGAGCCUCGGGGCUCCUGGGUGUGGUGCCCCAUCACAUCACAUCGCUGCCCCUGUCAGCUCACCCAUCUUCUGUCCCUUCCCCCCCCCCCCCCGGCUCUGAUCAAACUGAAGCCACAAUGACAGCCCCUAAAUCACAAGGCUGCAAAAAAUGAAACCAGCAGUCUUUAACACU